AUGAGACAGUGCUCACACCACCGGACAGAGCGAGAUGUUUGCGAGUUCGUCAAUGUACCGCCCCGACCUAGCAUUCUCUCGCGCCAGACUCCGUAUUUAUCUUUAGUGAGUAACAGAAAGCCAUUUAUAGCCCGUUCACGGCUGGCUUGGGACAGCGAACGGGCGGUUUAACUUGCGCGGCGAUGGUAGAUCAUGGCGGCCAUACAUGCGCCUUUGAAAAGAUCCUCGUUUGGUGAAUUAUUUUUUUUUCAAUUGAAUUUACUUUUUCUUUUAAAUUAGUUUCAUUAAAUUCAGAUUUUCUUUCAGUCACCGAAAUAUAAAGUAUAAAGAAAUAAGUCAUAAAUUCAGCAUUUUGUGGAAGGCGUACUGAUGCCGUGUUCAAUUUGAUUCCGCGAAAUGCAAAAUACCCGUUAUGGCGUGUUCAUCGGAGAACCGGAACAUGCUUCAAAACGAAAAAUCGUGUUCAUCAGCACGCCAAAGUUGCUCCAAAACAGUGCUAAUUUUUGUUUUGGAGCAAUUUUUUGCGUUUCGAAGCAAUUUUCGUUUUGUCCGACAAACACGCCAUUAGAGAAAGGAAAAGAUCACUAAAUUUUCGAGAGUCAGAGAUCAUUUUGGAUUUCGCGGAAUCAAAUUGAAAACGGCACGAUAGUCGUCAUGAUCUACCGCCGCGAAAAUUAAACCACCCGUUCACUGUCCCAAGCCAGCCGUGAACGGGUUAUACCUGGCGAUAAAUCGUUGUGGGACUAAGUUUAUCUGCGCCUUCCCGUAAUACCAAUUCUGCAUGUUUCCCGAAAUCAUUCUAAACGGAUAACGCGUCAAUUUUGAAAUCUCCAAAAUUACUUCGAACUUGGCAUAUAGGUCAUUCCGCGCCAGCUUGUCACGAUUUCCAGUUUAUUUGGAGCUACAGUAGCCUUUUCGGCGCUUCGCUUCAAUGCUCUCGGUGUGCCCCCUUGCGUGCGCCUUUAAUAAAACUCAGUGUUUCCGAACUUUGGAAUUUUCUUAUUCUACAAAAACAGUUGUAACAUCAAACUUUAUAUCAAACUAAGCCAAAAAUUAUAUGCAAGAAAAAGCUCGAACAGUCGGUUUCAUCAAUAACAAUUAAAAAAAGUAAUAAUUCAAUCUUUUUUUGAUUUUUUUUUUUGAAAUCCAGCACAGAAGCUGAGUGUGUAUAGUUAACGCGAAAAAUGAAAUAAAUCAAUUGAAAACAACCUCGUAAAUUAAUAAAAGAGAUAGAGGAAAUAUCUUAAUCAGAAAUAAUGUUUUAUUAAAGGCGCACGCAAGGGGGAACACCGAGAGCAUCGAAGCGAAGCGCCGAAAGGUGUUUCGCUCCGAGGAAAAUUAAAAUCGUGACAAGCUGGCGCGGAAUGACCUAUAAAGGAUGUCUGUCAUUGUUAUUUUAUACUUUAUCGAAACAGACUCCAAAUUAUCAAAAAUAGACGCUGACGUGGAAAUGCCACUUGGCAAUAGAGUGAGAGUAUAUAAAAACUACGCUGAGCUGAUCUAGCUAUUGAAACGAAUCGUCAUCAGACCAACGUCGACCAACGUGAGUUUGAAUCCCGGCGGAAGGCUUCUGGCUCCUCGAGUAAACACGUAAGCGGAGCACGGCAUUGAUGAAAAGCUUUGAACAUGUGUUUCCGAAAAAUCUCCAUUUUUAUAUUCCAAAUACUACGAAACGAUCACAUAGCUUAUAGCUGUUUGCCCUUAUGGUCUAUGUGCUAUGUGAUCGUUUCUACGUAUUAGGAUAUAAUAAAUAUUUUACUUCAACAACUACGUUGUCUAGCAAAAUAUAACAUUCUCCGCUUUCUUUGAAAGUUCGCAAAUUCUGUUCGAAUACAUCUGUACGAUUCACAGUGGAGUUCGCAAUUAUUGAAAAAAGCCAUAACCCGAAGAAACCUUAUUUUGCAACAUUUGAACUGGUAAUGGGAAGAGGAUCAGAGGCGGUCGUAUGCGAAAAAAUUGGAAAAUUAUUUUCCGCCAUCUUGAAAAUAGAGAGCGGCUUGGAAUUGAUCGCCUUAGAAUUGGUUCUGAUUUUGGUUUGGAAAAUCAUGGUUGGAAAAAGAGCCGGCCGAUUUUCUCGACUUGGAAGCACAUCUAAAAAUGACAAACCAUUGCAAAAAGAGAAGUUUCGUUUAAAAAGUUUGAGAAAUCAACGGAAGAAAGUGUACCUUUGGUUCUGAAAGAACGUGCUUUGGUUAGGAAUGAACAUGUUUUUUGUUCGGAAUGAACACAUGAAAAAGUCCCUUUUUGGUUAGGAUGAUUACUCAAUUGGUUCGGAAUGAUCAGGCUCGGAACCAAAUCCCAACCAAGUGAUGAUUGUAGGUCAUAGAAAACCUAAUCAGCUUUAAGAAAAAGAAAGUUUUUCUUGUGUUUCUUUUAAUUAUAUUGAUAUUUUUCAGCAACGGACACUUCGCCCAUCAUGAAGUGGAACUGUAUUGAAGGUAUCUUCUUUUCUUUUUUUUUAAGUUAUGCUUUUUAUUUCAGGAAGGUUGAGUCUGAAGCUGUUGCUAAUGAUAGCAAUGCUGAACGCAUUUUCUGCUGGUUUGCUUAUUUUUUCCCUUCAUAAAGUCCGUUCAGAUUUUGAAUGUCAAGUAGAAUGACGUCAUUCGAGAACGCUCUGCGAAUGCCUUUAUCGCGCCAUUAGGGGCGGAGCUUGAGCGAGGACUUGACAUUUGAAAUCUGAAGAGACUAUACUUUUCGUCGAGAAGUUUAGCUUCAUGACUGACGCGGGAUAGUAACCACGUCGCGAUUUUGUAAAAUCGCAAACCGCUUCUCUGUGACUUCACUUUACGAAAAACAAGAAAUACAUAAGUGAAAAUAUUUGUUCUAUAUAUUAAUUCACUUUGAUUGGAAGAAUGCGACGAGCCUGAAAAAUUUCUUCACGUUCAAGUUUUAAUUUGAAGUGUCCAUAAUUCUAUAGAGUUCAUAUGCUUUUAUCAGUUUGUUUUACCAUAUUAUAACUCGAAAAGUUCAGACUUCGUAUCAAAUAAGUUAGGUCAAGAUGACGUCACGAAAUAGAAUUUGCGUUUUAACUGAAAGUGUCGCUGCAAAAACUAUGUCUUUGCAAAAACCCAAGAAUGUUAUUAAGAUAACAUUUUAUGUCAAAUAGCUUCAGCCAACAGUGAAUAAAAGAUACUGAUGUGCUCAAUAUUUAGAAACACAUCGGAACGUUUGAGAAAAAAACAUUUUCAUAUCCUUUUUUGCUACAGAUUUGGGGAAAAUUGAUCCCUUGCUCCAUGACAAGUGCGUUGCGAUUUAUAGAAUCGAAAGAAUAAAUCUUAUUGGAAAAUAAGUUUCAUGAUCAUGAAAGCGUCUAGAUAACGAGCAUUCACUAUAUCAGCCUUGUUACAGUUGAUGAGAAUCCUCAACUUGCAGAAGAUUGCUGCAAGAGGCCCAUGACCGCGUACGCAGAUAAAGAAGGUUUCCCAACCGAAUGCGAAAAGUUGAAAUGUACCGAAGAAAUUAUCUACGCGGAUCGAGCUGAAUCUGCAAAAUAUGUCUCCAGUUUUUUGUUUGCGGUGGGAAAAAGCAGUACGAUCACCAUGGUUGGAAACACGACGACGUACACUGUGGCUAAUCUGGUAGAGAUUGUCCACAAGGGACCGGGUACGUUCCAUUUAAAACUGGAAAAAGGGAGAUACUGGCUAUUUUGAAUUAAUUUUCCGUUUAGGACUAGCGAAAAAAUAGUUUUGUACUUAUUUCUAGAUUGAGGAAACCUGCGCUUACAUAUCCCCACUGUCACAUUAGACUGUCAAAUUAGGCUUCCGUUUUUGGAAAAAUCAUCUUUUGUUUUUAGGUCCAGCAUUGACAUUGGUGAACGUCAAGUUGAUCGAUGAAUCUUUCGCGAAGUUAAAAACGAUCAAAGUGGACGACAUCUCUAUUUAUUGCGACGGCAGUAGCGAACUGAUCAAGAUAGAAGGAAGUAUCCCUCAACCUAUACUCGACCGAUUGCAAAAAGUGGAAAAUAAGGUAUUUUUUUUUUAGAAUAACGAGGAGACAAGAAAAGUAUAUUUCAGUUUGUUCAAAUUUUUUUUUUUCCAAAUUGGAAGAAAGUUUGUGCGAAGUACCCAAGUAAUUUAAUCGCUUCAGAAAAAACAUUUUAGCAGUUUUAUAACUCUCAAAGAAAUCACAUCAUCAAGCCGAUCGCUUCUAUUGUUUGUAAUAUCCAUCAAGUAGGCUCAAAUUUACAGUCGCGAGUAGCCUUCUAAUAUAUUUGUAAGAGGAAAGAUUUCUCGAACUAUUAAGAAAAAAAUAUGGUUCAAUAUUCAAACGCUUAUCGUCGGAAUUCAAAAAUUCACUGAAAUCAUGGGAAAUUUUUCAAAGGAAUUGUAUAUUAAACACUAUAAUAUUUCGUCAAAGGCAUAAUUUCAAAAAAGAUUUAUUGAGUUUUGAAAAGAGCAUUAGAGAAAAAAUUGAGCGCUUCUUAUUUCCCUUUCGACAACCUAGAAGCUCUUUGAGAGCAUGAAUGGUUUCAAAGGAAAACUCGAAAGAAUUCUCAGAAUAGUUAAUCUUGUUUCAGACCCUAACUGCAUGCAAGUCACUGACGACUACUCAGCCGACGGUUCUCGGCGCGACCCACGGAGCAGGAGUCUCGAGCUCGAACUCUUCCGCGGUGAUCUCCCAAUUGUGCACGCAGAAGAUAGAUGCCGAGAAGGAGAAGUGCUCUAGCAACAGUGAGUUUGGAAAAAAAAAACAACAAAACCACUGGAAACUGAAUUUUAGUGAUAAAAAAUGAAAGUGCUUUUGAAAAAAAGUAAUUAACCUUUUUGAAAAUUUAAAUUCAGUGAACAUAGUGGGUAUUAGAGGAUGUUAAUUGUAGAGGUUUUACAGUAAGAAAAUGUAGAAACAUAACCUUUUUCAGAUAUCAUUUUAUAAUUUGUUCACAUCAUUGAGCCAACAGUUCUUUGAAUUUUCGACAAAAUUAAGAAGAGUUAUCUGGACUUUUCUUCACAGACACGCUGCUGUACAUCGCCUGUGGAGGGAUAGUGGUUCUUCUGAUUGUGAGCAUCGUUUCGACGAUCAUCGCUCUCAAGCUCUACUUAUGGCGCCACAAAAAGAGUUGAUCUUCCGCGACAGUGAUCUACGGGUCAAAGAAAGGCGCCAAAUUUUCCCCCUUUUUAGCCCUUCUCUAUUGUCAUCUUUUUCUUUCUCGCCAUAUUUUUCUAUUCCUUUCAAGUUCAUUGUUCUUUCUAAUUAGUUACCUUUUUUUAUUUGUUUUUCGUUUAUCUAUUUUUAUUCAUUUGUAUCUCGUCUUUGUUAAAUUAAUUUCUUAUUCAAACGAGUAACACUCCUUUAUCCUAUUAAGUACGCGUUAAUAACUUCUCGUUGUUUUUUUACAAAAACGUGUUGGUUUAAUUACCCAAGUUUGAGGUUUCUCAACGUGGGAUCAACCUCAACCCUUGCACAGUUGUGAGCCGCCCGUUUUCGUACUCAAUUCUUGGAAGUUAGUAAAGAGUGGUAUUUGAAAAGAAAUCGUGUUCGUGUUAUAUAAAAAAACCGCGUAAUUACGCUUUAGAAUUGCAAGUCCUCGAACACUUAAGUGUUCACUAAGCGAGAGUCGUCGAGGGGGCAAGGUCUCAGACCCAGCCAGCGUUGCUUCGUCGUGUCUCUCUGUCGAAGCUGCUCAGACGACUGCGGAAAACCGUGUUGUGGCUCUUGCCCGCCGGUUCACCUUCUUUCUCCUGCAGCAGCCCAGCUAGGAAGAGUGUUGUGGCUCAGCCCGCCUCUCUCCACUGGAUACAAACCGGACGUGAACUUUCCAAAAAAACUUACUGAGAAAGCCCUGAAGGGGAAAAAAACCUCUCGGAGGCGUAGAAAUCUCUUUAAAAGUUAGUUAAGGGAAUACUCGUUUGGCGUUCUUUGAUUACUGAGAUUAGUAAAGUAGUGUUUAUAAUUACGUAAACCAUCUUCGCUAAAUCUACUAAAGGACCUAGUCCUAGCUUCCUUCGGUAUUGGUUUUUUUCUGAUAGCAAAAUUAAGAAUGUUCUUAAUUUUUUUAGUUACCAAAAAAAUAGAACUUAAAAAAACAACAAAGAAACAAAAAUAUAAGUAUGAGCUUCAAAACUUCGAGAAAUUAUAAAGGCUUUUGAAAGUAAAUGCUCGUUAAUGUUACAUUAAAAAUUAUUCCAAUGGUCUCACUUUAAAAAUUUUCCGAGUUUGGAGUUUGAGGCUUCGAGACAUUUUCACAGAACAGUAUCUGGGCAAAGUUCCCCAACCGUAAAUCCUUUCUUGUUAACAAUUUUGAAUUAAAAAAAUUGUUGUUUUCAGGUUCGUACGCCGCUCAAGUUUUCGACAGGGCCAUUUACAACUUAUGCGACCAAGAUUGUCGCUCGCGUUAGUUUUUUCUUUUCAAUUUACCUGGUUAAUCCGAUGAACUUCAGUGAUGCGAGUCUUUUCGGAUACGCACGCUGACGCUGCCGAUGAUGCACGUAAGAACUUGAACUUUGUUUUCUGAGCUUAAAUUUCUCGAGCUCAGUUCCGAGUCUCUUUGAACGGGUUUUCCUUUCUAUUUUUUCCAUGCGGAGCAAACUCCGGCAGAAAUUAUUUAUUUUUUUUCUUUCAGACGAUGAUGUGGCAAGAGAGAAGAAGUUGGCUGCGCGUCGAUUCUGGAAAGUCCAGCAAGGCAAGAAGUUGGAACCCGACGAUGACUUUGGGGAGCCGCCUGAUGAUAAAAUCACUCCUGUCACGGAUGAUGAAGUCUUCCGGCGGGCCAGAGAGGGAAUCAUGUCCGAAGACGUCCAGGAGGCGCUGCAGAAGUACGAAGAAGUAAAGGCGAGCAUCGUCAAAAAUGGAAAGUUCGAUCCUCCGAACAAUGUGAAGCCCAUCUCGGACACACGUCAGCGAAAUCAUGAUCUGAUGGCUGCGAUGAAGUCAUCGAGUCGGAAGAAGGUCAAGCCCGAUGCUCCAUUUUAUAUGGAUCCUUCGAUGUUCGUGGACCCAAAGAAGUUGGCCAGGGAGGGGCAGCUGCCGAAGAGACCAGAGCCGCAGUCCAAGGAUCAGACAAAGUCGUCGGUGCCCGCCUCCAAGGACAAGGUUCCCGCUCCUCAGACCAACCGCAAGCCUGCUGGCGCCGAAGCCGCUGCCAAACAGCCCGCCCCUGCAAAGAAAGACGCUAAAAAGCCGCCCUCGCAGGAGACCACUUCGAAGGAACCUGUCGGCAAGUCUACGACUCAGGUUAGUUUGAAAGAAAAAAAAUUUCGGUUUUUGAAUGUUAAGAAAGCUAAACUGUUAUAAGAGUUGACAGACGAAAGCUCAGACGCUUCGAAGUAGAGAAACAUUUGGCUUUCAAGUUGAUUCCGGUCUCAUCUUUCAGCUCACCGACAACAAAACUGCUGCUCAGGCUCCGGCUCAAGGUGCGGGUUCGGUUGAAGAACCGCUGCCGCCGCCAAGAGUCAGAGAGUCGGAGGUCGACCCAAAGUACGCUGGACAGAUCCCGAAGGACGUGACGCCCCGAGCUCUCUGCAAACCGUUGCGAAUCAAGACGUCUGCAUGCCCGAAAAUCUCCAAACAGUUCUCCGGAGAGUCCGACGAGCUGAGUGAGUAGCCUUGAAAAGAGAUGACAAAAUCAUUUUCCAAUUUCAGAGCAAACAUUUACUGUUCUAGCCAUGAUCUGCAACAAGUUCGAAGAGGUCCUGGAGGCUCACAGAAUAGGUAAAAUUAGAAAAAUUGCAGCUUUAGGAUUUAAAAAACCAGUUGAUCAUCAUCGAUCCAUGAUAACAUAAUUCAGCUAUGAACGUGCUCGUUAGGAUGGUGGAGGAUGCCGUGAUGUCCACGCGCGGAGCCGUAUACGAAACGACGAUUAUCCGUGAGCGAGAGGGCGAUCUACGAGCUCCUUUGACUCGGGGUUGCGUGCAAGGACGAUGGCAAAAAAGGCUGCAACGUCCAGGGUCAGUACUUCGUCUUGUUCGGAAGGCACUGGGAAGGCGUUGGGAAGAUCAGCGUCCAGUUCCGUGGAAGGCGUUCGGAAGGUUUCCAGCAAGUGGUCGAAAGCCUUCCGAAUAGCUUCCCAACACCUUCCCCGAAUUCGCCUGAGUAACUAAUUUUUUCUUUACAUCAUUUCUUUUUUCCAGACUUUUUGAAGGACCUCGAGAUGUUGCGCCAGAACGGCGGAGACGGUGAUACAGAACUCUACAACCUUCUCGAGAAUGGCGAGCGAUUCCGUGCCCAGAAGUUGGGCGUCGCAGGAAAAAACUACACAUAUUUCUGGAAUAGUUCGUUUUAUCCUUAUGCGAAUCCCAGUACUGACUGCUGACGGGGCACCUCAGAUCUUCCUGCUGUUUCGAGUAGUCGCCUCCUGGCGGAACUACCUACUUCUGGAAUAGUUCGUUUUCAUUUUCUUCCACUGAAAGUCGAUAACUGGAAGAAAAUGAAAAUUUAUUAAUAUCAAUGCGACUGAGGAAGUUUUUUAACAAUGUUAGCGCUUUGCGGUCGAUAAACUCGAAAUAUGGAAUUUUUUUUCAAUAAAAACGAGUUUCAGAGAAGACGACUACGGCCGAGGCGGUCCUUCCGGGAGAGACAUACGAGAAGGCCAUGGUUCGUAUGGAAGGUGAGAACUUCCUUUUUUUGUAGGUGAUUUAAGGCAUACAUGCGGAUUUAUUUUUUGUCAAAAGCGUCUAAAAAUUGCGGAAAAAAAUGUUCAAUUUUUUCAGAAGAGAUGGAAGACCUCAAUCGCGUGAUCGAUCUGUACAAGAUUCGCAAGUGCCGCCUCCGAGCGAACCGUAGGGCAACUCGGGGCGUCAAAAAGGCGAAGAUGUACCCCCAGCUCAAGAAGAUAGAUACGAAAAAGCCGAAAGACGACAAGAAGGUCGCCGGUGAGAAGAAGGAGAAGGAGAGCGAGGCGAAGGAAAACGAGAAAGAGUCCCAGGAGACCAGCAAGGAGAAAAAUUAG
Molecule: messenger RNA, 8884 nt
Organism: Caenorhabditis auriculariae
Lineage: Eukaryota; Metazoa; Nematoda; Chromadorea; Rhabditida; Rhabditidae
Source: the annotation of a GenBank genome assembly